CUUUAGCGUACAAUAGAAUUGUGUAUUGUGUAUAUUGGUCCAUUUUCAAGGAAGUUUGUUUAUACUCAAAAUCACGUUCUUCAAAUUUACAUACGCAUACUUUUUUUAUAACAAUUAUAUAGAAAAUUCUAAAAAGAUUAAAACACAUGUUUAAAAUGUGCUAUCAAUCGUAUUCACUGAAUGCGUUAAACUUUUCGAUAUAACCUAAAAAUAUAUAAACUUUAAUAAAACGAAGUCUUACUAUUCUUUUUUAUUCAUGUGGUUAUUGUAGAAAUAUUUUAAUUAAUUUAAUGCAUAUUAUUAUUUAUUAAAUGAAGUUGUAUUGAAUAAAUGUAAAUCUCUUCAAAUCAAAGUUUAAAACACACAUACAAAUAUGGCUCGUAAUGCUGAAAAGGCUAUGACCACCCUUGCGAGGUGGAGGGCAGCUCAAAGUAACGAAGGAGCUAGAAAAGAACAAGAAAGAAGACCUUAUUUAGCCUCUGAGUGUCGAGAUUUGAGAAAAGCUGAGAAGUGGAGAAUGCAAAUCAUUAGAGAAAUUGCAAAGAAGGUUGCUCAGAUACAAAAUGCUGGUUUAGGAGAAUUUCGAAUUCGUGAUCUAAAUGAUGAGAUUAAUAAAUUGCUUAGAGAAAAGAGACAUUGGGAAGCACAAAUAAAAGAACUUGGAGGACCAGAUUAUUCUCGUGUAGGACCACGAAUGCUGGAUCAUGAAGGACGAGAGGUACCUGGAAAUCGUGGUUAUAAAUAUUUUGGUGCUGCAAAAGAAUUACCAGGAGUGAGAGAACUCUUUGAACAAGAACCUCCACCACCCCCUCGUAAAACACGUGCAGAAUUAAUGAAAGAUAUAGAUGCCGAUUAUUACGGAUAUAGAGAUGACGACGACGGAAUUUUGUUACCGUUGGAGCAAAAAGCGGAACAUGAAGCAAGAGACAAAACUAUAGAAGAAUGGCUACAGCAGAAGAAUAAAGAAUCAGAUUCAGAAGAAGAAAUAGAAACGACUUCACAAAAACCUAUUCCAUCGCAGCAAGAUAUACAAGAAGCAUUACUUGCAAGAAAAAAGAGAGAACUAUUGGAGAAAUAUGUUCUCUGACUGACACUUUAUUUUUUAUGCUCUUAAUAACAACUAUUCAUAAAUUUAUUUAAUUGUAUCAGAGUACAUUUUUAUAAAACGCGAUAAAUAUAGUUAUUUAUUUGUAAGUAUGUAAUAACAUUGAUCAAGGUAAUUAUUUUGUGCAGUAGACGUUUAAACUUUAAUCGUUACUUAUCGAGAAAAGGGUGCUGUAGAUAAAAUAUAAAUAAAAAUCCGAUGAGAUAGUCUGUUUAUAACGUUCGCGAUCUUCACUUAUAACAGUUUUUGAAAGAAAUCGCGAAUAAGAUGAUACAGUAGUGCGUACCAUCUUGAUCUCAUACUUGCAUAAAAUUCUUUUUUUUUUUUUCAAUUUGGCAUACCUCCCUGUAACAAACGAUUUUUAAAAUAAUGUCGUUUGUUGUAUCUUGACUUCUCUUAUAACGUUCACUGGGCGUAGAACGAAUUCUUUAAAUUCUUUAGAGUAACUUGACGAGGUGAUAUAUAAGGCAAUGUAAUCACGAAAUGGUGCUCUUGCAAUGAGAAAGUCAUAAGGUAUCUUGUCGACUUAUUACGAUUAUUUCAUUUCGAGUUGAAUUACACACAAAUAAAGAAUUUGUUUUUGAAGUGAGAAAAUUCUGGAGUGUAUCAUUGUCUGUAUGUAUGCAAGCACAACUCAAAAACUUGCAUUCAAUAUCGUGUCAUUUAUAAACAGACUGUAACAUAGUAAGUUAUGUACAAUCAUGUUACUGUUAGGACUCAGAAGUCAAUGGCACUAAAAGUACUAAAGUAUAUCAUAUUAUUCUUCGAUUUUUCUAACGUAGACGUGUUUUUCCCGGUCCAAUUAUAAAAAUCAUUAAAUUUAUUUUCGCAAUUUCUUCUUUGACAGGUGAAUUAAAGAACUACUAUUAUCGGUUUUUAAGUGUACUAGAACCAGAAGUGCUAAAGAAAAUCGAAGCUGUAAUAUAGCGUGUACUUAUAUUUACCGACGAGUUAACUUCUGAGCCCUUGUAUAAUCGCUUCGUGCCUAAUACAUAAACGACAAAACAGUUCGAGCAUGGAUUAAUUUUUUUUAAUGGCUAAAAGACUAUAACACUUGUAAGGCUUGAAAAGUCAAGCUCUAAAUGAUUCGUAGCUUAUCCGUUGAUCAGUCUCUCGCCCAUUUUUUUUUUCUUCGCUAUCCAAUUCCAUCUAUUAUUAAACGCGUAGAUAGUAUUGUGACUAGAUCUAUUCGUACUUAUGAAUUACAAUCGCAUAAAUUUCUAUGUCAAUAAUAAGAUCGAUAAUCUACGAUCAUCAUCACAUCUGCAUCAACGGGGUGCGUUUUGCGAUUUAUUGUGCGUCAUUGAAUUGUAAACGUGUCCUCGUCCUAUAUAUUUCUCAUUCAGCAUCGCACAACGUCAAUCCAUUCUCGAACCAUCUCAAGACACAAAUUCGUCGUACUAAUUUGUAUGAAGGAAUCACUGCAUACUAGAAUAUAUAUUGAAAAAGUACCGCGGAGCAAAGAUAAAACUCGGCACACUUGCAGCUCGAAUCAUUUUCGAUUCGUUUCCUUCUCUCUUUCUCUCUCUCUUUUUCUCUCAUUCUCUCUCUCUCUCUCUCUCUCUCUCUCUCUCUUCUUUCUCUCUCUAUCUUUCUCUUUUGCACAAAGAAGCAUACAUGCGCACGAACAGAUACACGCACAUACAUAUACAGGCAUACACACGCGCGUUCGUUCUCUCCUUUCCUUACGCGUUUUCCCUACGUAUCAGGUGUCACAGGUGGGACCACGACUUUUCCUAAAAAGGGUGAAAGGCACAAAGUAAAAGAUAAACGAUCAAGGUUUUGGCUCAGGCACAUAUAUCCGAGUCGGAGAGUUCUCGUGCCACAAACUCGUGACCUCGACGAAGUCGGUGGUACCACCGUGAUGGAUGAAAUAUAUCGAAAACACCCUCGACUCCCUCCGCCGUAUCAAAAAGGGGAAUGUAUAUGUGUAUGUACUUGGUACAUCGAGUAUAGAGUUUACAACUCAGAGUUUUUUUAGCGCUUAUUAUUACGAUAGCAAGCAGCUCUGAUCGUAAUGCAUAUCGACUAUCGACAGAUGAAACGCUUAUUGAUUCGCGCGUGUAUGUAUGGUGUUUGUUCGUUUUCUUUUUCCAGUCGGGCAGUGCACGUUGGACUUGCUUCGUCCGACGAUGCUGCUUGAAAAAAAUGCCUAAAGUCGAGAAAAA
Vespula vulgaris is the source of this 3273-nucleotide messenger RNA. Its product is annotated as pre-mRNA-splicing factor ISY1 homolog. The record is from RefSeq and is a predicted model, not a curated record. The transcript is spliced from 4 exons. The coding region runs from base 374 to 1087 and encodes 237 amino acids. NCBI's taxonomy places the organism in Eukaryota, Metazoa, Arthropoda, Insecta, Hymenoptera, Vespidae. Gene Ontology annotation, biological process: mRNA 3'-splice site recognition; generation of catalytic spliceosome for second transesterification step. Gene Ontology annotation, cellular component: Prp19 complex; post-mRNA release spliceosomal complex; catalytic step 2 spliceosome.